AUGAGCUACGGACAAAUGAAGGAGAUGCCGCAUAUUUUGAAACCGGCGCUUUUGGUGAGUUUUGAAGUUUCAUUUUUUUCAGAUGGAGUGAAAUGGGUUCAAAUAUGGGAUAGGCGAGUUUUACUGAAGUCAAAUGAAAUAAAGCCUUUAAAAUAUAUUGAAUGAUCAAAUUUGAUGAGCUGUUAGUUCAAGCGUGGAGUUGAAAAAUGUUUAAGCGUUGUUCUGCAAGGAGUUUUAGAAGUCCAAUUGAAAAUCGAUAAAUGUGGAAAGCCCCUCGAACAGUGAAUCAGGAAUCAAGCGAUGUUCUGCUAUAGGUUUAGCGCAAUUCUAGUGAAAUAACCUAAAAAUUCUUGUUCUGAUUGUUCAUGAAGAACUUUACAGCUGUUAACCCUCCUGCAAAUCAUCUUCAUGGCGAGUCCAGGCCUCCGAGGCUUCGGAUGGUUCGUUUGUCUGACGUCGAUCCUCGAGUUCAUCGUCGCCAUCGCCGUCGUCGCCGCUUUUUUCGUCCACAUCUCCAUCAUCGACCAUUCCUACUACAAUUUGGGAGUCCGUUUUCUUUUUCUCACUGGAACAGGAAAUGAUCAUUUAGAAAACAGUGCCAAUGAGUUAUUCUGUUUCAAAAAAUAGUCUCGACAAGAAAAAACUGAGAAUAUGGACCUUGUUAAGACAUAAGACAUCGAUUAACAGAUCAUUUGAAUUGAAAUCUUCUAAAAUAUUUUCCGGAAUCUUGCAUCGCAUUUUGAAAAUAACAAAUAACUUUUUCAUAUUUCGUUCAGGAACUCGGAUAUAGUGCUGUGUUUGCCGUAUGCAGCGUUUUGAACACUGUCUACUAUUUCUGCAACAUCUUUUAUCACUUCAACUUCUGGUUCCUCUUAGCGACGGUAAGAUAUUCUGAAAAGAAAUUUCUCAUAAAAUUGGAGCUUUUAAAAUUUGCCUGAGACAUUCUUUGAUUGUCUUGCAGAAAUCUGUGAUGCGUGAGUCCGAUUUCACUCAUUUUUUAUAUGAGUCAACUUUGAAGAUUUCUUCACUUGAACUCAACUUUUGUGUUUUUGAAAGUAUUUGAGUAAAACCACUUUCAUUGUUAACAUAUAAGUUCAAAUCGAAGUAAGCAAAGUUUCAGGCAGUUUCGGUGUUCCUGGUGCUGGCCUACGGUUUACAGGCUCUCGUCUGCUUCAACAACCGCAACAUCUCCUCUUCUGGAGGCGGCGGCUCUAACCAGGCCACUGCCGCUCCGCCGCCGUCGUUCCCCGCCGGCGUCAACCCGGCCUAA
Molecule: messenger RNA, 1270 nt
Organism: Caenorhabditis auriculariae
Lineage: Eukaryota; Metazoa; Nematoda; Chromadorea; Rhabditida; Rhabditidae
Source: the annotation of a GenBank genome assembly